Molecule: messenger RNA, 1171 nt
Organism: Coffea eugenioides
Lineage: Eukaryota; Viridiplantae; Streptophyta; Magnoliopsida; Gentianales; Rubiaceae
Product: mediator of RNA polymerase II transcription subunit 9-like
Exons: 7
Coding region: 278-757 (159 amino acids)
Biological process (GO): regulation of transcription by RNA polymerase II
Cellular component (GO): mediator complex
Molecular function (GO): transcription coregulator activity
Source: RefSeq, a predicted model, not a curated record
CUAAACUCAGAACCCCUUUCAUCAUUUUUUUUCCCUUCGUCAGCUGGACGAGAAGGCUUCCAAGAACUGAUAGAACAUUUUAUUGAAGAUUUCAGUUUGGAAAACCAAGAACAAAUCCCGAUCAGGAAAAAGGAACAGAGGAGAAUAGGAUAGGAGUGGAUUUUCAACUUCGCCAGAAUCUGCCACCAGCGUCACCGCCAUUAUAUCGCUACAUUUCUUGGCCACAAAGCAGUGCAUUUUAGCAAGCACAUUGAGGGCUGUGGGCUGAGGAUUGUCAAUGGAUCACUACGGAGGAAAUUGGUCAAUGAUCUCAAACGUCCAGACUCUCAGCAGCAGCAGCAACCCUUCUACUCCCUCCUCCACUCAGGAUCAACACCACCUCUUCCUCCAACAACAGCCACCGCUGUAUCAGCAGCAACAACAGCAGCAGCAACAUUGUUUUUCCCAGCAGCAGCAGCAGCACCAGUCACUUGCAUCUCAUUUCCAUCUUCUACACCUAGUGGAAAACUUAGCAGAUGCUAUAGAGAAUGGAACUCGAGAUCAGCAUUCAGAUGCACUAGUUACCGAAUUGAACAGCCAAUUUGACAAGUGUCAACAGCUGCUAAACUCAAUUUCGGGUUCAAUCAACUCCAGAUCCAUGACAGUCGAGGGACAAAAGCAUAAACUAGAGGAAACUGAACAGUUAUUGAAUCAGCGAAGGGAUCUUAUUUCCAAGUAUACAAACUCUGUUGAAGAGCUUAUCAACUCUGAACUAUAACUACUGGGACGCUAAAUUGGAAUGAAUUUCUUGUUAGAAGUGGAGGCGCACGUGUUGCAAGAUCACUUGUAUAUUUCAUAUUUCUGGUGGAAAGGAGCACAGAGGAGGAAUGAGCAGUGAGGAGCAGUGAUGAUAUUACAUUGUUAGAUUUGACUAUAGUGAGCUAAGGUAGAAUUUUGCAACCUAGUUUGCAUUUGUUAACCCCAGAGAUAUGAGAGUCAAUUUCGAUUUUCAUUGUGCAAAGGUUGAGAAGGUUGCAAGAGCAUUUGUAUCUGACUGAUACGAUCUUGAGUGUUGAUACAAGGAGAAUGAAGAUGAUCUAAGUUGUUCACGAAAGUUUUGGAGAAAAGAAAUUUUUCUGUUUAGAAUUUCAAGUUCUCUUCAUUUGAGUAUUCUUUCUAUUUAAUUUUUCUG